GGUCGCGGCUGCAGCGCGGUGGUCGGCAUGUCCGCGGCGCGUGGGGACACGGGGGGAGAGGGCACUGCUGCUGCCGGCUCCUUCAGCUUCAGCCCGGAGCCCACGCUUGAGGACAUCCGCCGCCUCCAUGCUGAAUUUGCUGCUGAACGAGACUGGGACCAGUUCCACCAACCUCGGAACCUCCUCCUGGCCUUGGUUGGGGAAGUGGGGGAGCUGGCAGAGCUCUUUCAGUGGAAGCCUGAUGAGAAGCCUGGCCCCCAAGCCUGGCCCCCCAAGGAACGAGCAGCCCUUCAAGAGGAGCUCAGUGAUGUCCUCAUCUACCUGGUAGCAUUAGCAGCCCGCUGCCGUGUGGAUCUGCCCCAAGCAGUGCUCUCCAAGAUGGACACCAACCGGCGACGCUACCCCGCACAUCUGUCCCGCGGCUCCGCCCGCAAGUAUACAGACUUGCCCCAUGGGGCCACCUCUGAAGACCAGUCAAUGGGGCCUGCAGACCUUGCCUGUGAGUCUGCGGGCCAGGCUUCAACCUAGAAACAUGGACACAGGACCUGCAACUCAGCAUGGCAUCUGAGGAGCAGAAACCUCUGGCCAUGAAAUCUUGUUCUAGUCCUUUCCUAACAGAUCAUGGGCCUGGAGGCCCUACUUCCUGAGGUCUAGGGCCCAAGAACCUCCAGGAGACAGCCUCCUGGUAUUUUCUCCCUCAAUAAAAGUUUUGGUUAGCAACU
Diceros bicornis minor is the source of this 722-nucleotide messenger RNA. It is a transcript of the gene DCTPP1, whose product is annotated as dCTP pyrophosphatase 1. Lineage: Eukaryota; Metazoa; Chordata; Mammalia; Perissodactyla; Rhinocerotidae. Gene Ontology annotation, molecular function: nucleoside triphosphate diphosphatase activity. Bases 28 to 528 code for a protein of 166 amino acids. Gene Ontology annotation, biological process: nucleoside triphosphate catabolic process. The transcript is spliced from 3 exons. The record is from RefSeq and is a predicted model, not a curated record.